UCCUGGUUGCCGUUGGCUUGCACAGGCCAACGGCUGCGGCGGCGAGCUGCUAAAGGCAGAGCCGCGGACUCCGGUGGUGCUGGGCAGGGGGGCGAGAGGCGUACCUGGCCAUGGGUGCAGCAGGGGCUGUUGGGGAGGAGCGCUAAGGCAGAGGGCGGAUGGCACCGGCGGCCCCUUGUGCUCUCCGCGGGGAAGCCAGCCCUUGACCGGCGGCCCGGCCCCGCCCCUCUGUACCACCGGGGAGAGAAGCUGCGCGAGGUGUAUAUGGAUUAUCAGCGGAAGAAGAAGUGGACCAACUUCACCAUUGGUCUGCUUUUCCUGUCGGGAGGGAUCGAGUAUGCUGUGAUCCUGCCAACCAUCUGGGCCUACUUGCAAACCCUUGAUGCUGAGCCAUACUUCCUGGGCCUGGCCAUCUCUGCAUUUAGCUUUGCCGGACUGAUCACAGGCCCCUUCUUUGGAUACUGGUCUGACCGAACCCAUCAAACCAAGACCAUCAUCCUCUUUGCCAACUUGUUUCAGAUAGCGGGGAACUUCAUGUACUUUGUUGGUAGUUCCAAAUGGAUACUUCUCAGCAGCCGGCUGGUAGCAGGUGUGGGGACCGGAGCAGGGGCAUCCAUCUUUGGCUACCUCACCCGCUCAACCAGUUUUCAGGAGCGUGCCACGGUGUUCGCAGCUGUCAUGGCAUGCCGGCAGGUCGGGCUGCUCAUUGGGCCAGCCUGUAACCUCUUCCUGCGCCUCUGUGACUUCCAGGUGGGGCCCUUCGUGGUCAACAAGUUUACAUCACCUGGGCUCUUCAUGUGCCUGGUGUGGCUUCUGCUUCAGAUUAUUGUUGUGACGAUGUACUACGACCUGCCGCUGCCGCCAUCGGUGCGCUCCGUGAGGGCUGUGCCGACAGCCCCGCGGGAUGUUCUGGAAGAGGAGGAGCAAGAGCCUCUGAUGCGGCAUGAGGACGGCCAUGAGGAAGCAGCAGAGAGCGGCAGCUAUGGCAGCAUGUCUGUGGCGCAGCGGGAGCCUGCAGCAGGCAAUGAGUGCCGGUAUGUGCCUAAUGGGCACUUGGCUGAUGAGGAAGUAACCAAAGAGUUGGAAAAGAGCCCCUUCCAUGAUUUCAGCUCCAUGAGAGAAUACCUGAGGGAGGAGGUAGUGGUUCUGCUCACAGCCCAGUUUAUUACGCUCUUCAAUCAAACAGCACUAGAGACCAUGGUGACGCCAAUCACACAGCGAUACUUAAACUUUGGGGAACUGGAGAACAGCAUCAUGUAUUUCCUGUGUGGUGUGGAGGUCAUUGGUGGCUUCUUCCUGGUGCGCUGCCUGAGCGCUCGCCUGACAGAUCGUGUUCUCUUGGUCCUUGGGCUGAUCAUCUGCACAAUAGCCUGCAUCUGGUGCUUGUUCUUCCUGGGAUGGCCUCAAGGUACCUUUGCUGUCCUCCUUACCGAGCUGGUGGUGGGCGUGUUCCUGCAAGUCCUGGGCCUGCCCUUUGUCGCUGUUUCCCAGGUGUCCCUCUUCUCUAAGGUCACAGCCGAGAGAACGCAAGGGUUCAGCCAGGGUCUCCGUCGCUCUGUAGGGGGAGUGGCAACCAUCCUUGGGCCUCUGUGGGCUGGAGGCUUGACUAACAACCUUUACAUCAUGCUGGGAGUAAUGAUGGCGCUGCUGAGUCUUCUGACGAUCAUGGUGGGGCUUUCAUAUGCGUACCUGGUGGAGCCGCCCAGAGGAUGCCUGUCACCACAGGCAUCCCAAGAUGAAUGCAGCUCAUGAGAGCCCUCUUGGUUGGUGGUGUAUCUGAAGGAACAGAAAAGCUCAUGCUCACCCAGGUGUCGUUCUCACUGGUGCUGUGCCCCCACCACCCCACUGGCUGGAUCCUGGUUCCAUGCUGCUCCUUGCCUGCUGGGAUGCAAAGCAGAGAGUUUGUAACCAUCCCACGAGCAACCACCCAGCCGAGCUCUUGCACGUUCCUUCUUCUCCUGGCCAGCUCUGCUGCCGCCGCCCACCCCACCCGGGCCGAGGGCUUGGCUCAGUGUUGCCAUCUAAUUGCCUACCCUCCACCGCAUCCACCGUUCUCUUGCCUCAACAGGGCCCAGCAAGCUCCGGAACUGGAUCAGUGCUUGUCUUUGGAUCUGGAUUGGUACUUGCAUGGAGGCCACCUCCAGUCUUUGAAGGGCCGUCGUCUUCACCUGGGGCUCCGUGAGCUCACGAAGCUCUCUUUACUCCAUGGCUGGGGAACCUGUGGUCCUCUUGCCUCUUGCCGGACUCCAGCUCCCAUCUGCCCCACCCAGCGUGGCCAAUGGUCGGGGCUAGUGGGAGUCGUAGUCCAGCAAAGAUCGAGCAUGCACAGGUGACCCCCCCCCACUCCCUGGGGCAGAGCAAUUUGUCUCUUCAUCUCCUAGCAUCUCACGCUCCCUACUCUGUUCCCUGCCGCUUGCAGUAGUUGUCACCCAGUGGCCAUGCAGUCAUAUUUCCUCGUGAUACUGCGCAUGCGUGCAUAUAUGCGUACAUAUGCAGGCAUAGCAUGGUAAAGAAGCACGGCUGCGCAUGAGAGUAGCUUAGCUGGCUGGUGCAGGGAAUGGCUCUGGACUUGUUCAGUGAGAGAUGGUGCCACAACUUAACUGAGCGUCGCAGCUCGAGAGGGUCCCCAUGCUUAAGUUUUUUCUCUGAUCAAAGGCUCUCCCUUGUUCAAUGUGCUGCUUCUGCCAGAAGCAGGUAAGAGUGGAGGAAGUGCAGAGCUGUUUUUGUGUAAUGUGUGGCCAAAAUACACAUAGUGGAAAGUCUCACAGGCAGGGCAUGAGCAUAGCAUCUGUGCAUCCUGCUUGAAUGCCUUUACUCAGCAGAGGUGUACUGGCUCUGAACAAGAGGUGCAGGGCUUCCUGCCUUCUGUGGAGCCUCCAGCCCUCCUCUCUUCUAAAUCUUUAGGGCAGGCGUUGCCAACGGGCCCCAAAAGAUUGGCAUGUUUACAAGCCAGAGAAACGGGCUGGGCACCCUGCACGCGUGCACUCCCCACAACCUACGCUAAGCCGGAGUAACAGGAUGCUUCUUUAAAUCCUGAGUGUGGAAGGAGGGAGGAGCCUGCAAGCACACAGGAAGGCCUCUGUGGGUGCCCAGUUGGUGACCCCUGCUUUAGGGAAUCCUUUUUCGGCAAGCUUGUUGUGCUGCUUGGGUAUCCGAUGGCAAUCAGUGAAGUUUGUAGGUCGGGUAAGAAAGUCCUUCCAGCCCCAGGGCAGUAUCACCUUACGGGCAACCUCCCGAGGGCCAUAUCCCAGAGGCAAGAAGUGGGCUGAGCUGCAGAUGUGACUCCUCCUUUUUUGGCCCCCUAUGCCACAUUCUAGCUGAGCAGAAUACAGAGGCACUUACACAAAUGCUCUCAUCCGGAUGGGCAGGCACCAUUAUCCUAGUUCAAGGGCACGUCCCAGCCAGGCUUUCCAUUCCAGUUAGUACCAGGAUCUUUGUGGUCAACAGAACCCGAGGUCGGUUGAUAGUAAGUUUGGCCCAUUUGCUCAUUAGCUGGGUGGGGCUGUGUGGUUGCUUCCGUUCCACGCAGGGAAGCAUCUGCCCGUGCAGUGUUCCAAGAAUCUCCUUUGGCAGCUGUGGGGCAGGGUGAUGUGUAAUCAUGUAAGCAGCCCUAACUGGGAGUGGCAGAGGAGGACAGAUUUCGUUGUGGGUCUUGCUUGCAGAGAGGCGGCUUAUGACAAAUGCAUGCAGGCCAAAGACAAGCUCAAAGCCUGUUAUUAACAUAAGCUGAGAAAAUGACAGGCUCCAGCCUGGCAAAAGCCCUUGAGGGGCGUGGCUGAAGGACUGGAGGGCUGCAUUCAGCCCCUGAGCUUGACCUCCUGUGCCUGAGUUACCUCUUGGGGUAGAGGAGCAGAGGGGUUGCCUUUGCGGGCAGGCAUGCUAAGGAGCUAAUCUCAUGCCAUUCAUUUGUUAUUACAAUGUCGAGGCAAACCACAGUCUCGGAAGAGCAUGCCCUUAAUUAAAAACACACACAAAUAUUUAUAUCUGUUGGUACUUGCUAUAACAAAGCCUGUCCUUCACUCAAGUGUGGGCAUUGUUUAACACCACCAGCGUGGUUGCUUAACGCCAGUCGUCAAAGAAGUCAGCACGAAAACUGCUUAGGACUCGGCAUGCCCCACAGUGCUGCCUCUGGUGUUUUUGGAAUAUUUGGGCAAGAUCCCCUUAGACUGAACGAAGGGGUGUGUGCUAGCUGAGAAUCCUUUCAGGGUGACCACCUUGGAUGCCUGGUGCAAAAGGAGGAAGGCAAUGCUCUUGGAGGAAGCUUGUCAAUCAUGGGGUCUCACUAGAUGUCUGAAUGUGGCAUCCACUGGCGCUGGUGUUGAUGCCCCAAGGCAAACAAACUCCCGGUAUUGUUGGGAGCCCUUGGAGGGUGCAUCCCCUAUGGGCUCUUCUUUAAUGCAUCAGGGUGCAUCAAGGUGGCAUUCUUGGCUGCUUUUAAAGGCACAGCUUCAUAAAUACCAAUGGGGGAGUGGCUGCCACUCAGGAGCAUAGGAAGAUGCUUUAUGUACCAAGUCCGGACCAUUAAUCCCUCAAGCUGAGUGUGGUUUGCACUGACUGGCAACGGCUAUCCAGAGUUUCAGGCAGGGGACAUUCCCACUCCUACCUGGAGACGCCAGUGAUUGAGCCUGGGCCCUUCUGCGUUCAAAGCAGAUGCUCUGUCAACUGAGCUGUGGCCGUUCUACUUGGGAUCCAAGGACAGACAGGCGGUUGCAGCCUGAAAGCUGGUGCUUUGGGCCGAGUUCAAAAUGGUGGCAUGAGCACAGACUUGCUAGUUAGUUCAGCUGUGUUACCAUUGAGGGGCUGAACCGCAACUUGGAGGGCAGAUUGCUACCAAACACCUGUAAUGUAGCAGAGAUGCGUGUGUACAUUUGUAUGCACGCAUGUUAUUUCCAUUUUCCAGUGGUGGCUGGUGGCUCCAUGUCAGUGGGCCAGUGGAACCCACUCCGGGUUUUCGUCCAGCCUUUCAAGGGGCUUUUCAGCACUUUGGUCACCUUCUUGACAGUUCAAACUAAACUGGAGUGGAUUCUGCUGCCCCACCGACAUGGAGGCUCUGGCUGCCACUGCCCUUAACCCAGCUCCAAGACUAGAAAUGAGUCCUGAAUGGAGGUGAGAUGGGAUGGGAUGUGAAAUAUCUUGUGGGAGAUGUGUUUUCUUAAGACCUUGAUCUGUUGCAGUAACAUCUAGUUCAGCCCUUAUUUAUUUAGGCAAUGUAUAUAUGGCUUAUAUUUUAAAAUUAAAGGGGGGAGGACCUCUCAUACUUCUGAGCUUUCAUUUGGGAUUGUUGUGAUGACCUUUGGUUAACCAAUCAAUCACACUGCUGUAAUUAAUUCUACUGGAAAUGUUCCCUAGGGAAUCUGCCCAAGCAUACAUGUAUUUAUGUAUGUAUUUAAAGCACUUUUACGCCACUCUACGGACAAAAAAAGAGGCUCCCAGUGCGGUUUACCGAAGACUAAGCUCCCCUGCUUUCAAGCUUAACAGUCUAAAAGAUAUGACACACAAGGAAAAGAGACUGGGAGGAAGGAGGAAGAAAGGAAACUCAGGCACUAGUUCUAAGUUCUCAAGACCAGCUAGAUUGGAAACGGUUCAAGGAGAGGCCGAGCUGGUCUUUCAGCAAAGCUGAUGGAGCGGCCCUGCUCCGUUUCUCUUCCCUGCUCUGCUGCAGCCCAGUGCCAAGGCUGCUGCCAGGUGACAGUUGAGGAAAGGAAGACCCAAUGGAGCUGACAUCUCAGCAGUGCGGAUGAUGGCCUCUCUUUCCUCCCUCCUCUUCCUCUGCACAGCCUGAUGUAUUAGUGAUGAACAAGAUGAGAUGCACUGGCAUAUGAUUCAUUCCAUCUCAGGUUUUUAAAACUGAACUACAGCCCUGGAGGCUGCAGUUUAGAGCAGGAAAGAUGGGUGGGGGGAGGGAAAAGGAGCUGCUUCACCCUUUUCCCUCUUAAGCUGUUUUUCUCCUCAAUAUUGCUCCCUCCCCAGUGCUGCUUUUCUCCAUGUGUAAAUAAGCCCACAAAAGUUACUAGCCUGGAUUUUUUUUGCUAAGCAGGGGUAUAGUUGACUGGGGUCAUGAAGGGCCAAAGACCCCCUUACUUUUUUGGGAGUAGGGUCCUAGCCUGGUCCCUGUGUACUAGCCAAACAUCCUGAAAGGGGUGUGUGUUAGCCACUGAGAAGAGUCCUUGUCCUUUCAUUCUGAUUAGAGUGAAAGCAGAUGAAUUGGCCACUGAGAAGACUCUUCUGAGUAGCUAACACAGAGACUCCCCUGUCAUGCCAAUUGGCUCCUAGGGGCAUCUGUUGUAGUGGAGUGUCGAUUCAGAGGCGAUACGGAGAGCAAGGGAGAUGAGGGAAUGUGGGAAAGGGGGCGUGGUGUGACUCUUGCGAAGGGCCCCUGCCCUGUUGAAUUUGCCACUACACCACUGCUGCCAAGUAGCCUGCAUUUCCAUGCUGGUUGUGGAAGGGGGGGGACCUCCUCCAGGGCCAGCAUGGAAACACAGGCUGCUAGCCUAGUAGGCUAGCAAUAGGGGAAAGGGACUUCUAUCAGUGGUGGUGGAUUGCUCCACCCCCUCGCCACCAGCCUGCUGCAAUUCUGUGCUGGUCAGGAGUUCUUUCCUGGCUAGCUGAUCAAUGAAAUAGGUUGACGCAGGAGGAGUGUGCCAGGCCACUCACUCGUCUGCAUGGAAUCCCCACUCACUUGUGUUGACCAGGUGAGUUGUGAAGUACAAGGCCGCCUUCCAGGUUAGCGUCACAUUUGUCAGGAGUGAGUCACGCAGCUCACACUGCUAUUGCGUGGAACUCCCCAGCCAAGCAGCAGUGGCCCAUAGGCGGGAUGUUCCACACUGUCCUGUUGUGCCAUGUAGCUCACUGUUUACAGACAUGCUGCUGGCCACGUACAGCUGUGUUGCCCUGUGUGGAAGGGGAGGGUUGGGCAGCUUUCGCUGCUAAUGUCAUUGUCUAAAAUGGGCCUUUGCAAUCCGCCCUCCACCUGCAAGAUUCUGAAAAUCUCCCAUCAGGCUGGUAAAAAUGGCUUGAACCAUGUGGUAGAGAGAGAGAGGGUAUGCACACUUCACGCAGACAGAUGCUGAUAUGGAGAUACUUCCUUUUGGUCAGAGUUCAAAUGGUGCCCCUCCUGCAGUCUCCAUGCACAGAUUAGGCCUUUAAAGAUGUUGGGUCAGGAUUCUAUCCAAAGUGUCUUUCACUAUGUCUCCAUUUCUUGGGUUUCUCUCUUUUUGAGGGUGGUGGUGGGCUUCUGUAAUUACGACAAAAAUAAAUUCAUGUCCUACUGAAGCCGUUUGAGAGAUACUAAUCUUGACUGUAAAAGUUGAGCUGGGAUGCUCAGCUCAACGUAUGAAGGUGCCUUAGAGCUUGGAAAAGUUAUUUUUUUAAACUACAACUCCCAUCAGCCCCAGCCAGCAUGGCCACUGGAUUGGGCUGAUGGGAGUUGUAGUUCAAAAAAGCUCUUCAGUUGUUCAAGCCAGGCUUGGCGUCACCAAACGGCAUGCAUGGGCAGCUGCUGGGGACCCAGAGAUGUGGCAAGACUGAGCAAUGGCUCUGAGAAAUUUCUUUCCACAUUGUUUUCCCCCACCUCACUAGUGGCUCUAGGCAGUGCCUGACGGCUGGGAGCUGCCAUUUAAAUUUCUAAUAUAUCCAGCAGAGUAUUGCCCUGGGGCAUUGUGGGAAAUUUAAAUGGUGGCUUGCAGGUAGCGGUGGUGCCUGUUGAGAGUGGUAGGGCAGAAGGCAGGGAGACCAAUGGUGGGUGCUGCCAGAGCCAAAGAGAGGUAGAACUACCUCCUGAUUGGUUGUAACUUGUAAGAAAGCAGACUGAGUCUGGAAGGGCGGAGCUCUAUUUGCCCGUAUAGAGCAGCCUCUGCUUUUUACCAGGCAUUGCUGGGGCUCGUCAAAGUGGAUGGGAGGGACAGAGAGAGGCUGGCUGCUUACAUAUAACCAAAAGAAGAAGAUACAGAUUUGCAUACAAAACCUGCUUAUUUGGGAAUAAUUGCUAUAAAUUUAAAAGAAGUAUAAUACAUCCCGCAGUGGGGAAGAUGGCAGCUGGGUGACCCUGGAGGCCUGCACCAUAUGCUGGCCAGGAGCUGACGGCUGACAGGCGUUUUCCAAGUCCCUUGCAGUCUCUUACCUUAAAACCAGAUUUGGAUUGGACAGCAGUUCAA
Messenger RNA from Rhineura floridana, 8153 nucleotides. Its product is annotated as major facilitator superfamily domain-containing protein 8-like. Gene Ontology annotation, molecular function: transmembrane transporter activity. Gene Ontology annotation, biological process: transmembrane transport. The transcript has 13 exons. The record is from RefSeq and is a predicted model, not a curated record. Bases 265 to 1752 code for a protein of 495 amino acids. NCBI's taxonomy places the organism in Eukaryota, Metazoa, Chordata, Lepidosauria, Squamata, Rhineuridae.